ACGAGCUCAGCGGUUAGUGAUACUGUAGUUAUAGCUGAUCACCCCCGAACAAGGAGUCGACCAUGAGCUGCACCUACAUUCUGGCCGGUAUCCUGGUCGUGGCCAUCACAACAUCGGGAGUCGCGGCGUCAGCGACUUCGUGUGUCAACGUUACCCUCAGCAAUAUAUUGGGCAUCGGAAACUGUAUUGGCGAUUCUACAAACUUCUGCAGCAGUGCCAACGCAAGUUCUACGACCCAAGGUAUCGCGACGAUAACCAGAUGUGCCAUCCAGGGCAUCUCCAGGAAUGGUUCGCCUCAAGGAAUCAUUGGUGCCCUGUUGCCCCUGCUUCUGAUACCGGCCAGUCGUGACAUUCCGAACAUGUCAUCUGGGCUAAGCCUUCCUUUUCUGGGCGGCCUGAACCUUGGCGCUUUGAACCUCGGUGGCCUCAACACGGGCGGGCUGAGCAUGGCUUCCCUCAUCAGGAACGACUCCUGCAAUGGCUCCAUCAACAUCGGCCUGCCUGCCAUGGGUAACAUUGGCAACUGCUCUGGAGACAUGAUGAUGAUGUGCACGGCUGGAUCGUCGACCACGACAAACAUGAUCCAGUCUGAGUUCCAAGCCCUUGCUUGCAUCCUGCGUCAGCUUCCAGUGAGCCAGUUCACCACAGCGUUCAGGGGCAUCGGCUGCCCCCUGUUGCAAGCUGCGAACACGGCCGCACAGGGCAACCUAGGGCUACAAAUGGCUCUGAUGGGCAUUCGGUCUACGCUCCAGAUGGCGCUCGGCCUUCAAUGCCCAACACUUCCAAGCCUGCCCAUCGGCUGAAGACACGCACGAUCAACACACGACAGGACACGCCCGACUUUCACGGGAAAUGUGUCGCCUUUUCCUUUUUAGUAAUAAAAUAAAA
Dermacentor silvarum is the source of this 888-nucleotide messenger RNA. RefSeq lists its product as uncharacterized. The record is from RefSeq and is a predicted model, not a curated record. The transcript is spliced from 10 exons. The coding region runs from base 63 to 803 and encodes 246 amino acids. NCBI's taxonomy places the organism in Eukaryota, Metazoa, Arthropoda, Arachnida, Ixodida, Ixodidae.